Molecule: messenger RNA, 2473 nt
Organism: Perognathus longimembris pacificus (Pacific pocket mouse)
Lineage: Eukaryota; Metazoa; Chordata; Mammalia; Rodentia; Heteromyidae
Product: protein FAM156A/FAM156B-like
Exons: 2
Coding region: 804-1466 (220 amino acids)
Source: RefSeq, a predicted model, not a curated record
CUAGCUUGUGAUCUUCACUGAGUGGCUGAACCUCUUUGAUCCUCAGUUUCCUCACCUGCACAUUGGGGGUAAAAAUACCAAUUGAGUAUCCCUAAUCUGAAAGUCUAAACCCCAAAAUGCUCCAAAACGCUAAACAUUUUGAGUACCAUUACUUUCCAAAGUUGAUCUGCUCUGACAGUUUGUUGUUAGGAUGCAAGUGGGGUUGGGAGUGUAGGUCCUUGGCAGAGGGUAGAUACUAAUGUACACAUGCACACACACAUACACACAAACGAUCACUUUUAGGUUAUAUGCAUAAUCUUUAUUUGAAACAUAAAUGAAUAUAGUGUUUAUACUUGGGUCCCAUGUGUGUGUGUGUGUAUACCCAAAAUUGAAAAUCAUCUGAAAUCGAGAGUACUUAUAGCCCUAAGUAUGUCAGAUAAAGGUUACUCAACCUAUAUUAUUUAUCACACCAUGCCUAGAGAGAAACCCUUCCUGACCAUCUGGGUAGUAAGCACUCACUCCGGUUCUCCCCUGACUCCUAACAUCUUUAUGUCCUGUUGUCAUUUUCAGUAUGGCUCCCUGCCUCACACACUGUAAGUCGUCUGAAGACUGUUACUCUUCAUGAUAUAUUACUCAUGAUUGGACACAGAAAGCAUCAUUGCUGUUCAUCCAGAGAUCCUCUGUGACUUUUACUUGGAAUGUCCAGGGGUGAGCUCUGCUAGCAGCCGAAGGUCUCUAGCUUCCUUCUGCUUCCUGCAGAUCCUCCCGGUUCCCCAUCCCACCCACACCACAGCCCGUGGGGCUCCCAGCUCAGACCAGAUCCCAUGGAUCCACGGGAGAAAUGGAACGCAGCGUUGAAUUCUGGGUCUCCCCGGCUGACCAUUACUGCCGCCUCCCAGGAGGUCGUGUUGGUCUCUGAGCCUUGCUCCUCACAACAGCUAAGGAUGAGCUUCAGCGCACCAAGCCCUGGUGCGGGCACCAGUGCCCCUGCGCCUCUGCCCGAGGGGCUGGCCCAGCAGCACUACAGGGAGGAGAAGAGUCUGCUGCGGCAAAGGCGCUGGGAGAGGCUGGGGUUAUCGCAGAAGAAGAAGGGGUUCCGGGGCCAGGGCCACAUGAGACGCAGGCACCGCGACCACAUGGCCCCUUAUGCAGUGGAAAGGAACACCGGAUCGUCUGUAGAUGACAGAGCUCACAGUCGGAUCCGAUGUGAUUGUCGAUACUGCCAGGGCCACGGGCAGCAUGCGGGGGUCUCUGGGGAAAGAAAUGCCACCGGCAGUUCCUCCUCCUGGGACUCGCUGGUACAGGGCCUCAGCGGCUUGACCCUCAGCAUGGGCACCAACCAGCCUGGCCUUCUGCCAGAGGGGGCACAGCAGCAGCAGCAGCUGCCGAGGCUGCUGCCCCCUGAAGAGAGGUGCCCACGGGAGAGACAGCAGGAAAACAAGAAGAUGUUCCAGAGGCUGCUCAAGCAGUGGCUGAAAGACAACUGAAACGGUGGUGCUCAUGGGACAGAGACUGAAGGGAGGCAGACAUGCUGUGUGGUCAGCCCUCUUGGGCACCAGUGAGCUUUCCUCAUAGGACUCCCUAGCCCUGUGCUGACCAGAAUCCUCUCAGCUUGACAGUUCAGUCACUCACAGGAAGUCCCUCAUCUCUCCUGCCUGAUGUUUUAGGAUGGUUGUGAGGCAUUCUGGGGCAUGGGAGACAGCACCCCAGUGGUCCUCACCUCAUCACAUGCUGUCCCUUUCUCUGCCUGGCUCUCCGUCUUUGCUCCCUACCGUGUGCCAGUAAGAUAGAAGCUGUCUCUGUGGUGUGACUGCCUUGUCCAUGUCCAUGUGCUUUUGUGCCAUUUUCUGGACUGCCAACCAGGAGCAGUGCUCUGUCAGUUUGAAGUGGCAGGACGUGACACUGAGAUCCGGGUUCAAGAAUCUGCCACGGAAAGCAAGUGUGGGAAAGGGAUGUCAAUUUGGACCUUGGUGGGUCACCAUUGUACUGUCUUUGUAAAGUAUUAUGACUAUGAUAAACUAACUGUAAGUAAACGUUUUCCUGCUCCUUCACAGUUGAGUGUUCUCCCACACAGGGCUUUUUCAUAGCAUCAGAAAUACCAAAUAAAUGUGCACGUGAAAGGAAACGACCUUAAGAAUUGAGGUUUGUGAAUCGAUAGUGGUUUGUUUCUUAUGGGAUCUGAGAUCACUACCUUGAAAUCCCUGGCCAGUGAACUGGAGCCUGCAAGAGGCACUCAGCACUGGGAGAUGGGGGUACACUGGGUAGAUGGGAAUAGAGUGGUUGGGGAAUGGGAAGAGAGAGAACCUGCUCCAGUCACUGUUGGAGGCAUUGGCAGGGACCAGCCCCUGGAGCAGGCAGCCAGCGAGGUUGUAAGGGAGUCCUCCUGCCCACAGGAGACUGGAAGCAGUCUCUACUUGCCCCGGUAGGAGCCCUGAGGCUUGGCACAGAUGUUCUGGCUGAGGUAUCCCAAGGCCAUUCCUUGUGGCCUGGGGCA